Molecule: messenger RNA, 3210 nt
Organism: Moneuplotes crassus
Lineage: Eukaryota; Ciliophora; Spirotrichea; Euplotida; Euplotidae
Source: the annotation of a GenBank genome assembly
AUGGAAAUCAAUGAAUUAAUUCAAAAGUUAUCAUCCUUUGUUGAUGAUCAGUAUAAAAAGCCUCAAACAAUGUCCCAAGCCCAGAUUUCACUGGAAGAUAUUUUAAAGAACGACUCUCAGAAAAUCCUAGAAGUUGCUGAAGAUAGCAGUAAAAGAAGCCAGCACGAUAAUAUUCAUUCUGUAAUUAAAGAGCUUUAUAAAGAAAGUGAAAGCGAUGCGAAAUCUAUUGAUACUCCUAAGAUCAAAUAAUAUGAUAUACAGAGCUUGCUGCUCAAGAGAGAAAAAGAAAUUUGAAGAUCUUAAGACUCGAAACCAAGCUCCUAGAUCAGUCAGGUGCCAUAUAAACACUGUAAAUCGGCUAUAUGAAAGUCAGAGAGGGUACGACAGACGUGUUGAAGUCAGCAAGUUGCUGUAUGAACAAAAAAUACUUGGAAACAAUAAGCAGAGACCUCGUAUUAAUAACCACAGUCGCUCAAUUGUGCGGAAAAUUAACAAGUGGAAGCCAAUCUACAAAAGAACUCCCGAUAUUGUAGCAAAAAAUAAGAAUUACCUUGAAUCUAAAAGGAAGGAAAAUAUGGCUAAACAAGAAGAGGAGGAAGAAAAGCAAUGGAAGUUACUCCAAUCAAAAAGAGUAGAUGCUCAUACUAAAGAGAAAAGGAAGAAUAGCAAACAAUGACAGCAGUAUUACACAGAAACAGUUGUUCAAGGCCUUAAAGCAAAAGAACUAAAGCUUAAAGAGAAGAAGGAAAUAUACCAUCCACAACUUCCUGGGAUCCCUCAUAUUAAUAAGAGAGGUAGGAAACAGAAUAAAGGGGAAUUUGGAGAAAGACUUUAUAGUCAUAGUGAGAAAAGAGAAGAAAAGCUUAAUCAAUUGAUAAACGUGUCUCUUAAAACUCAUAGUUUCAAGCCAAACAUUAAUAAGCACAGUAAAAAAGUCCUUGAAAGAUCUGCACGCAGGAAAAAUACUUCUCGGAACAAGGAUCUAUAUCACCUUCACAACUCAGUAGAGCGAGCAAGCAAUUGGAUACAGAGCUAUUCUACAUCUGAUGAUAAGGUUAGAGAAUUCAUCAAAGAUUGGGGAGAAAAGACUCUAGAUACAAGAAGUGACUCAAAAAGAAUGGAAUAUAUGACUAAAAAUUCAGAAGACACUUUUUCAUCAGGCAAUUUCACUCUCCCUCAAAAGUUUGAUGACUUCAAGGGAUUUAUAGACUCCUACGAAGCCAGUUUAAGCAAAGCUAUUCUUGUAGAAGAAAAGUAUGGUACAAAACAAACGGUUUAUGAACCGACUCAGGAGGUAACUGAAUCACAAGAGGUUUCAAAUUACUAUGAAAGGAACCCUGAUCAAGUAGAGCCUAAUGCUCAGAAUACAAAAGAUGGACAUUAUGGUGAUAUUAACGAAAAUUACCAGACAUCCCGGUUCAAUGAAGAGGCUCCAAAAGAAAGUGAGAAUAGCAAAAGUGAAGAAGAUCAAGAUCAUACUUCAAAAUAUCAUUCAAGGAUUGAAGAUGGCAAAAGUGGACCAAUCUUGAAUAUCACUGUUAGUGAUAAUUCAAGAAUUAAUCCUAUCCACAAUGAAGGUCAGAGACAAGAUGAAUCAGGUCAAAAGUUUUUCCAUGAUGAGAUACCCAACCAGCCCAAAGAACAAGUGGAUAAGGUGGAAGGGAUUGAGAAUCUAAGUCAACAUGAAGAAAUACAUCAGAUUUUCGAGAAUUUCAAUAAUGAAAUCAACGAAGAAAUAAAGCAAAACUCCAGUCAAGAUCCAAGAGAUAAGCAAAGCUUAGAAGAAAGUAAGGAGUCGAUCAUGGAGGAGAUAAAUGAGCAGAUAUCUGAUCUUUCAGUUCAGAAUAAGAAAAUAGUUCAGGACUUCCUCAAUGAGAUGUUCGAUAACUAUGCAGACCAGGAAAGCUCGAAAUCACAGACCUCAAUUCCUUCUCUCCAUCAUAAAGGGACUGAGAAAAACUCUAAAAGGGCAAGUUUUACCCCAAUGAGUAAGAUAGAGACACUACGAGAUCUUGUAUCUCAGUUACAGAACAGGAGAGCUAGUCACGCUCCAGGGCAGCACAUCGAUUCAUUCUCAUCGCAAAGUAAAGAGCAGAAGAAAGUUCUGAAAUCUAAAACUUCAAGACAUAACCAUAAGGAAGAAAUUGUGGUUGAAAAUCUAGAAAAAGAACCUUCCCUAAAAGAAGAUGGAUUUAUCAAAAUCUCUGUUGAAGAGCACAAGAAGUUAUUAGAACAAGCCAAGAAAUUAGAAGAUUUAAUCCAAGGAAACUUCGAGGCAAAUCAGAUUUUACCAUCCCAACAUGAUGAAGUAAGUCGGAGGCUUGAUAAUGAUGAGAACUCUAAACUGAAUAUUACUCAAAGCAGUCAUACUCAAAGCCUACAGCAUAACAAUUCUGUGAAUGAAAAGGUAUGUAAAAUAGAAAGUAAAAGCACGCUAAGGCCAGAGCAUCAUCCGGCUGGCUCUCGUAAGAGGAUGAGCCAGCCAAAUUUCCCUCCUGAGGCUCACAAGAAAGCUGAUCUAAGAAGAUCCAAACUAGAAACUAAUAGUAAAAGAAGUGGAAGUAAAUCCAAAAACAAACAGAAAAUUGAUAAAAGUGGAACGCAAAAAGGGUCUAAAAAGGCUAAAACUGGUAAAAGCCAUCAAGUCAGUGCGAAAGGCCAGCCUAGCGUACCAAUGGUCGAUAACCAGAGACUCCAGGACUUGAUAAAGGCUCAGGAGCUUUCAGCUCAGCCUCAAGACAAGAUGUUACCUCUGCAAGAUCAAGAUGAGUUAAUGAAGCUUCUUUCUGAGGAAGAAGCUAUAGAGCAACAGAAAAAAAAGAGCGCCCUAUUUAAAACAGAAGAAAGGAAGAGCCGUGAUUCCUGGACUGAGAAAUGAGAGCUUUUAGAAGAAAGAGUCAGGAGCAUCAUCAAAAAUGAAAAUGAUGAUCAUAGUGAAAAGAGUAUUCAGAAGAGAAAGCUUCUUGGAAAUCUCCUCAACUACGCAAUGAGUGAAACCAGGUCUGCAAGAGAAGGAUCUGAAAUCAAUGGGUCUGAGAGGAGCUUCAAGAUCCCACCUGAAAUUCUUGAUGAGCUAGAGAAGCUAGGGUUUGAUACACUUAAAAUUCUUGGAGCUGUCAUGGAUCAGUUCAGCUAUUUGUUCGUUCAGAAAAAGAAAAAGAAGAACCACAGAAAGAAAGUAAUCUAAUUUCAAUAAUAUAGUGAUAUAAA